Scaptodrosophila lebanonensis is the source of this 2815-nucleotide messenger RNA. RefSeq names its product transport and Golgi organization protein 6 (gene Tango6). The coding region runs from base 12 to 2786 and encodes 924 amino acids. The transcript is spliced from 3 exons. The record is from RefSeq and is a predicted model, not a curated record. Lineage: Eukaryota; Metazoa; Arthropoda; Insecta; Diptera; Drosophilidae. Gene Ontology annotation, biological process: protein secretion.
CUUUACAGAAAAUGAACAUUGUAAAUGCGGCAAAAUAUUUGGCUGUGCUAGAGCAAUUAAAAUAUAAGCAUGUAGAGCCAAAAAGAGAGAGUAGUAACAAAUCAAAAGAGACGGCGGCUAUACUGCCUGACAAUUUACGCGUCUUGGAAAAAUACGUGAAAGCGGAUGUUGGGGUUCUAUUGCAGGAACUGGGCACGGCUUUUCAAUUAACGCCAGUUCAAGUAGAGACGAUAAAACUAAAAACGGAUGAUGCUAUGGCCAGUUAUGUGGUUCGCAUUCUACAUAUUCUACAUUUGAUCAUUGGAAAUAUUAACUUCGAUAGCGAUGCCAAGGAAGAUCUCAUAUCUGUGGCACACCUGAGAAUAAUCAUUCGAACAGUUCAAGAACUGGCCUAUUAUGCUUUAAGAUGCCAGUUGCAUGAGGAUUUUUACAAAUCGCCUGUAUUCAAAGAAGCGCAAGGUGUUGCAACAACAAACCUACCAUUGCUGUUCUUAAGUGUGCAAUUCUUUAGGAAGCUGUUGCCCAUUCGACAGCUAUACAUUGCCAAUGGCAUGGAGUUUGUGGUUCGGGACCUCAUAGCGGCCAUUAUUAGCCUCAAAGUUAGUGGUGAUGCGGAUUAUCGCCCUCAAUUGGAUUCCACUCUUGAAUAUACUGCUGAGCACGAGUCAAAAGUAGACUUCUUUCGAAAUGUAUUGCUCCUAAAAGGCACACCUCAGCUGUCGGAUACCAUUGCCAAAGAGCUGCACCACCAAUUGCUUGACAAAUUGGGUUCACCGCAGGGCUUUGCCAGUUUGGUGGCCACCCUUCAGGCAGCUCCUCAUGCGGAUGUGACUCGUUCCGCUGAAAUUAUUGCCAACAUAGUGGCACGUCGUGGCUACUCAACCCACAUGCAACGCCAAAUGAUUGAUCAGGCACUGGAGUUCUGUCGCUUCUGCCUGUUAAAUGGGAAUACGCCCAAUCCGAGUGCUGGCGUGCUUAGCCUGAGGCGCCUUUAUGAACUGAAUGAGAACAAUAAGCAGAUAAUCGAGCAGCUACUCGCUUCCAAUUGGCAGCACUUGACAGCACCCGAAGAUUUGUUAAGCGGCUUGAUUAUAAUGCAGAAUUCUGAGCUUUGUUCACAAAUUUCCCUCUGGGAGCAGUUGUUUUGCAGCUCCAGCGUUGCCUGUCUACCCAGUGCCCUGCUUGUUGACUAUUUACCUCUGCUUCUGCAACUCUACGAUAAUAUGCCCGACUCAGCUAUGCAGCAACAAUUGGCUGCACUUGUUAUACGCUGUUUGGAUAAUCGCGCGCCGUCUGAAGAGCUGCCCAGUCUAAUCGAGGAACUGCUCAGAGGACCUCCCACAACGACUUUGCGUAACUUUAAGUGGCUGCACAGUCGCUUGCGAAUUGUAGGCAAUUCCUUUAAGGAGUUCAGCGUCAAAGUGGCGCACGCUGAUUAUAAAUCAGAUUACAACAUGUAUAACAUAUUACCCGCAUUGCUUAUGUCGGGAAGCAAUCAUGCACUGACCUACAAAGUCUUCGUUGUCCUGUUGCGUUUGCUGGUGCAGCAAAUUUCGAAGCAGUCAUCGUCAGGUGUCGAACUGUUAUCUUCGGAAACGGAACUGGUGACUUUUUUGCAUUCCAAGUACCAACUGAAGUUGGAAGUGCUCAUCGCGCUCAAUACUCUAAUCUCAUUUCAACCUCUCAAAGCGCUGAUGGCCGCGAAUAGCAAGGAGUUUAUUCAGCUAAUAAAUGAGUUGCUCCUCCAAGCCAGCUGCCAAAUCGAUGAGCAAACGGAUGAUACUAUAAUGCUUAUGCUGUCGUUGCUGCAGGAGUUGGUAAAUCGUGGCACAGACUUGACAGAGUCAAUGCGUGAGCUGCGCAGAACCUUAAAACUUGUAAGCUCUCAAACAUCGAGUGGGCUGGUCAAGCAGCGGGUGCAGGCUUUGAUCGCUUUCGCUGAGGGGGAUGUCGGUGCCAAACAAAGUGCUUUGCCAUUCGAACAGGCACGGGCACUAAUCGAAUCGCAGGAAUCGCAUGUCCAGGUGUAUGGCAUUCAAAUGCUGUUGGAUCUGUUGCGCAGCAAGGAUGCGAAUACCUUGUCGCAGGGACAUUUGAUCAUUGCGCUGGCCCUGACAACGCUAAAAAACAAGGAGUCGUACACUUUUCUGAAUUGCGUGCGUCUUUUUGCCGCUUUGGUGCACGUGAUGGAGGCUGAGGUGCUUGACAAGCUUAGCGGGGAGUAUCUAUCGGAAGUUGAUGAGCUCGACUAUCGCUUGGUGGUGGGCGAGGCUAUUCUGAAGGUCGCCAAAGAGCUAGGUCCGCUUUGCUACAAAUACAAGGAUGUGCUGCUAAACUGUUUUAUGUUCGGCAUACGCUCACCCCUGGAUGAGUUUCGCAUGUCCGCUUACGCUAAUUUGGCCCAACUCUGUCGUCUGCUAGCCUAUCAGGUGCACAGCUUCUUUCAGGAGCUGGUGCAGCUCGUUAGCGAUGAACUAUCUACGGGAAAGUAUUUGCCGGCUAAACGUGCCGCUGUGCUCGUACUGGCUGAUCUGCUUGAGGGCAUGGACAACGUUAUAGACUUUGAAGAAAUGCUCUUGCCGGUCUACCGGCUGCUACGAGACAUCGAGGCGUCAGAGAAUUGUGAUGCCAAAAUGCGGGAGCAUGCCAGCCGGGGACUGAAAACGUUGGAGGACAAAUGCAAGCAACUCUUCAACCCGGAACAACAGCUGCAGAAAGAGAUCAAAAUACUGGGCAUCAAUGAGAAACCGCACAGCAAAAAGGGACAUAUUCUGCUCCUGAACUGAUAAGUGGAAUAAAAGACUUCAAAACAGUA